Aspergillus ibericus CBS 121593 is the source of this 1813-nucleotide messenger RNA. RefSeq lists its product as uncharacterized. The record is from RefSeq and is a predicted model, not a curated record. Lineage: Eukaryota; Fungi; Ascomycota; Eurotiomycetes; Eurotiales; Aspergillaceae. Gene Ontology annotation, molecular function: mRNA binding. Gene Ontology annotation, cellular component: mRNA cleavage and polyadenylation specificity factor complex. Gene Ontology annotation, biological process: mRNA alternative polyadenylation. The transcript is spliced from 3 exons. Bases 398 to 1597 code for a protein of 399 amino acids.
UUUGACACUCCCUGUACUUGCAAAUCCUGAAACAAGGACCCUCACCCUGCGCCUGCAUCUCCGUUUCAGAGCUAUCAGAUUGACGAACUGGUCAAGUGUUUGUUCUUUUUGAGGCUGUGUUCGCUUCGGAUUGUACGUAUCAUCAAGCCUUUUAUUCUGUCGUCGCACUGCGAUCUGCCCCUGUGCUUUAAGUCGAAAAUACCCGGGGGAUGUUCCGGCCGUUGGAAACCGCCGUGAAGGCAUGAUGAAUGAUUCCCUCCUUGCUAAUUGACGGCCGGUGUCUACAGACAUGUACUUCUCUUGAUCUCAUCGAUCCUGAAACUAAAGAGGACCCAAGGAGGACUGUAUAUCACAAGCAAGCAAUCAAGUUGCCUUGACCGAUUCAUAUCUAAGCACGAUGGCCACUGAAGAUGAUAACUUCGAUAUUGACAUCUAUGGCGAUGGGGGUGGCUACAACGCCAAUGAACAAGACUACAAGCCCGAGGACGAGAUGAAGCAUGAUGACACAGAGCUGAUCCUAGAUGCGCCGGAGCAGUCGAAUGGCAACCCCAGCCAAGGUACCGAUGGCUCCUCUGAUGGGACGAUGAAGCCGGACAGCGAGACCGCUUCGCAUAGUGAACCUGUAACCCAAGGGGGGGCCGCCGCCACCCAGUCGACGCUCAAGGAGACGCCUGCUCCUCAAGGUGUGAAGCGCAAGGAGCAUGAUGAUCGCCCGACGGAUCCGGAUGCAACUCCCGCCCUUCUCAUAUCGGACCUGUAUUGGUGGACCACGGACGAUGAUAUCCGCGGCUGGGUCAGCCAGGCUGAUUGCGAGUCGGAGCUGAAGGACGUAACGUUCAGCGAGCACAAGGUGAACGGUAAAAGUAAAGGACAAGCAUUCCUUGAAUUCACUACUCUGCAGGCUGCUACUGCGACCAAGCACAAGAUCGACUCGUUCAGCGCGGGAGGACAGACGCGCAAGCACAUGGUUACGUACACCAGCCCCCAACCGAACCCUUUCCGCACACUGCCCAAAGAUGCCCCCAUGCGCAAGGAUAACCAGGCGCGGACCAUGGGUGGUGGCGGCUUCAAUUCGCCUAACCAGAAUAUGAACUUUGGCAUGAAUAACAUGGGAGGAGGCUUCCGGGGUGGUCGCGGCGGGUUCAACAACCGGGGCGGCAUGUCCGGUGGCAUGGGUAACUUUGGCGGCAACCGCAACUUCCAGAGCCCGAUGGGUGGUUUCCAAGGGCCGAUGGUUGGCGGAGGGUUCCAGGGCAAUCCGAUGGGCAUGCAGAACUAUGGCUUCAACAACCGCGGCGGCAUGAUGGGCGGGAUGCGCGGCGGACCCGGUGGCAUGCGCGGUCGUGGCGGUGGCAUGACGGGCCCCAACAUGAUGGGCAUGCCGGGGAUGAACCCGAUGGGAGGGAUGGGAAUGAAUGCGAUGCCAGGAGGGAUGAACCCGAUGAUGGGCGGGAUGGGCGGAAACAUGGGGAUGCAAGGACAAGGCGGCUUCCAGGGGCCUAACCCCAGCUUCAAUCAGGGCUUCUUCCCUCCCAACCAGGUGGGCGGCGAUGGGUCGUGGAACCCUCACGGGGCGAAGCGCAGUCGUCAAGAAUAGUUUCUCAUCUCCAGCUGUCUUCGGUCUGUACACCUGAUUAAAUUAUUGCUUGCUGAGUUCGGAUCGGGGAAAUUGGCAUUAUUGCAGUUUGAAGCUCGGGUGUAUUAGACCAAUCCAAGGUUAUGUUCACUUAUACCCUGUAGCUGUUGUUUGGUACUGUGGAGUUGAGGAGUUAGUGAUCUGUGAAAUAUAGAUUGUUGCUAUGAUAUUCGACUG